Culex quinquefasciatus (southern house mosquito) is the source of this 2104-nucleotide messenger RNA. It is a transcript of the gene Drl-2, whose product is annotated as tyrosine-protein kinase Drl. Gene Ontology annotation, cellular component: signaling receptor complex. Gene Ontology annotation, biological process: cell surface receptor protein tyrosine kinase signaling pathway; protein phosphorylation; axonogenesis. NCBI's taxonomy places the organism in Eukaryota, Metazoa, Arthropoda, Insecta, Diptera, Culicidae. Gene Ontology annotation, molecular function: ATP binding; protein kinase activity. The transcript is spliced from 12 exons. The record is from RefSeq and is a predicted model, not a curated record. The coding region runs from base 79 to 1992 and encodes 637 amino acids.
CGCGCCAAGUUCUGCCGGGGGGUUGGGAUUGGGGUCGUGAAUUAGUGAAAGUGCUGUUACUGCUCUCCGCCGCCACAAAUGGUGAACUCAUCGAAAAUGAGCUGGAACUUGUGCUGGCUGUCGCUGACGGUGCUGGUGCUGUUGCUCCAGCAGCUGCCGGCCACCCUUGGAUACUUCGACCUGUUUCUGAACCACUCAGAAGUAAUAAAAUUAAUGGGCAUCGAGGUGGAUCUAUUCUACGUCCGCGACGGAGCCAUUAACGACUACGCCAUGAGCUUCGUGAUUCCGAUGAAGACCGGCGUGGACGAUUUGCAGUUUUCCUGGCAGAGCCGCACGACGUACCCGCUUCCUUACACCAUCUCGGUGCACUACGACGACGACGAGGGCGCCCUGCAGCACCCGGAGCUGAACAUCCCGAGCAGUGGCAUCAUCCCGAUGGCGGUCGAGACGUUUACGGUUCAUCUGGUGUGCUCCGGCAACGUGACGAAGGAGGUUCCGGUCGGGAUUCACCUGCGCGUCGAGGGCCCACCCAAGCAAAACGAUACAAAAUUGAUUAUCAGGCGAAAUAAAAUUUGCAUUAAAGGUGUCUACCCGCCCCGCCAGCGCAUGCCGGCCGCGGAGAUUGCACCCCCGCAGGGACCGGCCCUGCUGGGUGCCGCCGCCUGUGCCCUCGGGCUCGUCCUCGUGGUGGGACUCAUCGCCAGCGCCAUGUACGUGCGGGCCCGCAAGCAGAUUCGCCAGGAUUCGCUACACACCAGCUUCACCACCGCUGCGUAUGGCAGCCAUCAGAAUGUUUUCAUCCGUCUGGAUCCCCUGGGGCGGCCACCGAGUGCCAACAGUGGCUCGUACGCCACCAUUGCCAGCCUCAACAAAUAUCCCAUCAGCGAGUCGAAAAAAUCAUGGUUCCGCAGCACCCCGUCACCGUCGCCGUACGCAACGGCCCUGCUCCCGCUGAACCAUGGCCACAGCAACGGCGGGCUAGCCACGACGGAGUCCGUGUACGCCAAGCCGGAAUCGGUCUGCCCGUCCCGGGUGUCCUAUUACGCCUCGUCGCAACUCACGCAGGUGUACAGCCUCUCGACGCCGGCCCGCAGUAUCCAUAGCAAUGGGUCGAACCCGAAGGAUAAGCUGCGCCGGAUUGCCGUCUCGCCGGACACCGUCCUCUGCCAGCAGCUGGCCCAGGAGGGCACCUACGGGCGCAUCUUCUACGGCGUGCUGCACCAUCCCCUCGGCGAAACGAGGGACGUCCUCAUCAAAACGGUCGUCGACGGAGCCUCCCUCAGCCAAGUGGCCUAUCUGCUGUCGGAGGGAUCGACGCUGUGCGGGGUGUCCCAUCCCAACAUCCUGUUCCCGGUGGCAGCUGUCACCGAGCUUUCGGGCCCGCCGAAGGUGGCCUACCCGCUGGCGACCAAGGGAAACCUCAAACUAUACCUCCAGAGCUGCCGGGAGAUCGGGCUGCAGGGCACGGGUCUGUCGCUCAGCACCCGACAGCUGGUGGAUUUUGGCCUGCAAGUGGCCCGUGGCAUCUCGCAUCUUCACUCGCUCGGCGUCCUGCACAAGGACAUCGCCACCAGGAACUGUGUGCUCGACUCGGAGCAAAACGUACGUGUCUGUGAUAACGCGCUGUCGCGUGACAUCUUUCCGGCCGAUUACCACUGCCUCGGCGACAACGAGAACCGGCCGAUCAAGUGGAUGGCGCUGGAAACGCUGGAGAAGAAGUUUUACACCGCCUCCAGCGACAUCUGGAGCCUGGGCGUGCUGCUGUGGGAGCUGGCCACGCUGGCGGCGAUGCCGUUUGAGGAAGUGGACUCGUUCGAGCUGGCUGCGUACCUUCGCGAUGGCUAUCGGUUAGCGCAACCCGUGAACUGCCCGGAUGAGUUCUACACCGUAAUGUCCUGCUGCUGGCUGGCGGACUACAAGCAGCGUCCGUCGUUUCCGCAGCUAAUUGCCUAUUUGCACGACUUUCACGAGGACCUGGGCAAGUACGUCUAGCGUGUCAAACGGUGAUUUGAGUCCGGGACCUCUGGAGGUGGAGUUGGAGUUGGAGAACGACCACAACCGCAACUAGUUUUGGCUGGACACAAUGCUGGAUGAUGACGGACGG